This is a messenger RNA of Penicillium argentinense, 1518 nucleotides long. Its product is annotated as putative C6 transcription factor. The record is from RefSeq and is a predicted model, not a curated record. Bases 1 to 1518 code for a protein of 505 amino acids. The transcript has a single exon. Lineage: Eukaryota; Fungi; Ascomycota; Eurotiomycetes; Eurotiales; Aspergillaceae. Gene Ontology annotation, biological process: response to xenobiotic stimulus. Gene Ontology annotation, molecular function: DNA-binding transcription factor activity.
AUGAACCCGCCCAGCGACUCAUCUGUCCAGCCAGUCGCGAAGCUGGCUCGCGUGAACCACUCGCCGGAUAUCUCGAAGGAAAAUGCAGAUGCUCCUAUUACCCCCGGUGUCCUUGAACCUUCAAAAGGGCGAUAUGUGGGGAGAUACUCCUCCAUUGCGUUCCCGCUCUAUGUCGGAAUGGAAGUCCAUGCGACAAAACCCCCACGCCUGCAUUCAUUUGCAUACCAUACCGGCAUCCGCAAGGAGCCACCCUGUGCCGUGCAGCCUGAGAUAGCCGAACGUAUCUCCUGGAACUCGACAAGAAGCUUGAUCGAUGCAUACGCCUCCAUAAUUCACCCUGUGUUUGGGUUUCUCGACAUGGAUGCAUUUUACACGAAAUGUGAGAGGCAUUGGCACGGGCAACUGCAAGACAUGGUUUUUGAAGCUAUUGCCAGUGGCGUGAUUGCCUUGGCGUCUUUAUUCAAUGGAGGCCUAGAAGAGGAUAUGGAAAUGUGGCUUGUUCUACAUGCAAAAAAGGUCCUCGAGGACUGUACUAUCAGCCGGUUUCCAUCAGCUGAACAGAUUGCGGCCUGGAUCCUACGCACUCUUUAUAUUCGCUGUACAGGGAGGCCUCAUGUGACAUGGAUUUCCAGUUGUAGCAUAAUGCAUCUUGUCGAAGCAACUGGUCUUCACCGCACGCCCGAAUCUGUCCUGCAGACAACGGGAAACACACUGAACCAGCUAACAUCUAGCAUCGCGAACAAGACGGCCCAGGUGGCACAUUGUCUUCAUAUACUAAUUGCCUUCGAGUACGGAAGAUCUAUAAUGGCAACCAAUCAUCAGGUACUCGAACAUACGGAUGAAGAGUGUCGCCGGAUGGACUUUACCCCACAGCUGUGCAACUUGAUCACCACCCUACCUCUCAGCCAGCAUGCAGGAGAAACAGUAGCCUUGACACAAGAGUUAUUAUCGUCCUUGGAGCGGAUAAGCGAAAUCACGCUCGAGCAUGACUUUCUGGUGUUAGUGAAGACAGAUCUGGUGCUCGGAAUCUACCGCCGACUUCGGGUUCUAGAUUCAAAGAUUCAGCCUGACCAUAACGAGAAAGUCAUUGCUGCUGGACGGCACGCCCUGGCAGCAGCAAGGAGACUAGUGAGCCAAAAUAAGCCUUGGUGGAAUGUGGUCGGAUCCAUCUUUCAGUUCGCAUGUACCCUUCUCGCCAUAGAUACGCCAACGAGUUGCGAAAUCCUCGGAGAGACGAUGGAUACCCUGGAGUUGAUCGUCGACCACUUAGACACUCAUCUGGCGAAGGAAGCACUUUCCACGGCACGACAACUUGUCCGAGCUUCGCUGAAUAAGAAGAAAAAGGGGGUCGAGGCCCUUGAACGUAUCGUGGGAACUGAAGCGCCCGAAAUUGCCGACUCGCAGAUGACGGACCAGUUAGCACAAGAUAUCGCAGCAAUGAGCCCGUCGCUAGCAGCUCAGCUACCCUUCGACCUGGAGACUUUAUGGGCCAUGGAAUUCAGCCUCCAUUAUGAUUGA